Aspergillus ruber CBS 135680 is the source of this 522-nucleotide messenger RNA. RefSeq lists its product as uncharacterized. The transcript is spliced from 3 exons. Lineage: Eukaryota; Fungi; Ascomycota; Eurotiomycetes; Eurotiales; Aspergillaceae. The coding region runs from base 1 to 522 and encodes 173 amino acids. The record is from RefSeq and is a predicted model, not a curated record.
AUGACAAUCAACCAAUUCAUGACCGAAUUCACCGGAGAUAGAAGAUUUGGAAACAUCCUCAGCCUAGUUCGCACACUGGAUCACGUCCGUUUCGAUAAUUGGGAAACUGAGCCGCCAGUUCAGCCCUUCAUCGGCUGCAAAGAUGCCACCGAUACUGAACUCCACCUCAGACGCACAGGAAAUAGAGGCGGCCUUACACAAUAUUUGAUUGUUAAGCUCGAUGAGCGGUUCUCCCAUGAAUCGACCAUGAUCAUGCAGUACUGCAUGGAAGGAGAAAUCUGGGCACAAAUGCUCGAAAACGCUGAGCAGGAAUUCCAUAUUCUGGGCCAGACUGAUGUUACAGAUGAUGAGUCUAAGGACUCGUCUCAGUUGUUUAAUAGUGUUGAUAAGGGAAAUCUUGAUAUGAUGACUUUGUAUACGCGGCCAGAGUAUCUGGAUUUGGAUGGGGUUUUUCAUGUGGAUAUUCUGAGAAAAAUUAUUAAAAGGGUAAUGGCGAACCUCGUUAUCCACGGUGUAAGUUAG